UAAGAAAAAAAUUAAAAAAUGAUUUUCAACUGAUGGUUUUUUGACGACUAUUACAGUUGUGAAGGGAGAUGUUUUAGGUCGUUUCACGCAAUCGCAGAUUCUGAAGAGUCCAAUUGUGUUUAUCUCUUGAAGAACUGGAGGGAUUGUGGAUGAGGAUGCGAGUAACCUCUGGAAGAUGUCGAAUGGUUCUAGCCAAUGCAAUGAGGGUUGCAGCUGAAUCAGUUGUGGUGACAACGAAUGCAGCAGCCACUGAGCUUCCUAAAGAUCUUGAAGGGACAAUUUGAACCACAACAGCCAGCCAUCAAGAUUCAAUCCUAUUAUCGUAUCAUCUCAAUAUGCCAGUAUGGUAUGGUAUUGGACUUUGUAUAAGUCAAUAAACUUCCUAAGUUUCUUUUUAUUAUACAGAUGUAGGCAUUGAACUUAUAUGUGAAAUUGGUCAUGGUUUUAAAAGAUUAGCAAGAGUGAGUAGUAGUGGGUCAAAGUGCAUGUGACUGUGUUUUUUUUUUUUAUAUAAGUUGUAUUUUUGUGAUAUUGCAGCCAGCAUACGGAUGUAUAAAUCUAUCUACCUAAUUUCAUAAUUCACAUACCAAGUAUUAUUAUUAACCUUUUCAUUUCAGAUGUUGACAACUUACUUACACUAUGAAGAAACACAAGAACGAAUAAGUUGGCAAGCCAGGAUCAGUAUUCUAAGUUCAACACACUGAAACUAGAAAGCGUAAAGAACUUAGUUCACCAAAUUUUGAAAUGUUGAACACACACACACACUGAUGAUUCUAAGAUCUUGCCGACAGCACAACGAGAGAAAGAGCCUCUACAUAUAAGGCUUGGCGUGUGUUCUGCCUCUUCUAUCAAAAGAGCCUUCUGAAGGUUAAUGGGUCUGGUGGCUACGAAGCAGGCCUUGCAGGAUAAUUAUCCUGAGUUUGUAUGUAGCAAAGCCGGUGAGUUUAUUAUGUGUUUUUGGAUGUUUUUUUUUGUUGGUUAUUGAUCUUCUAUGAUAUGCUUGGUUAUCGUAGAAUGUUGAAAAGUUUGAAGAAUCUUGAAACAUGAAGAUUAUUAGAGGUUAGAACUUUGAUUGACGGUUUUAGAAUUUAUUUGCUGUUUGAGUGGUAACUUGAAUCCUAAAUUGACAAAAAGAUACGGGCUUAUUGAUCUAUGUUUGUUGAAAAUAAAUUAUAGACAAUAUUCGAAUCUUGAAACAUUUAGAAGUCAGAGAAUUUAAAUCUUUCUUGGUGUAUAAAGUAAUUAGAAGGCAUUACUUUGAUCAAUGAUUUUAAAGACUUUUUUUUUUUUUUUUGUUUUUGAUUGAUAACAAGAAUUGGGCUUUUAGUCGGUUAUUGAUAUAUGGUAUGCUUGUUUAACAUACAGAAUAGAAAUAACUCAAAUCUUGAAGCAUAGAGAAUGCAAUGCUCUAGGUUUUUAAAAAGCGUGCCUCAGGGCCUUGAGGCAGGCAGCGGUUCAUGUACAUGUGGGUCAUGAUCAGUCAAAUUUAGGUACUGGAGGAGGGUGAUAUGUAGAAUUGACUAAAUGAAUGGUUUAAUUGUUGUAAAGGGUGAUAUGUAAAAGAGAUAAUAAGGGUAAUGCAACUUUUGGUUGUACAUAGAGCAACGCCUUGCGUACAUGAACCUUUCGCCUACAGUGGCGAAGCUUGAGAUUUCCGACCGGGGGGUCGAAAACGUAUAUACCUAAAAAUUCUAUACGAAAACUACAUACCGGACACUACUAAGCGAAAAAUUCGGGGGAUCUGUUCAUGACUCAAAGGACUAAGAGCAAGUUCCAUGGUGGUAUUUAGCUUUUUAUUCGAUGAUGAGUCAGUCCGUUCAUGACUCAAAGGACUAAGAGCAAGUUUGUGUUUGCCAGCCCAACAAAAACCGUUGAAACCCUUUUCAAAUAUGUGGGUCCAGAGCAUGUUCCGAUUCAGUACGGCGGGCUGAGUGUAGAUUAUUGUGAUUGCAAUCCAGAAUUUACGAUUGAUGAUCCAGCUGCGGUUGUUACUGUUAAACCGGCAACCAAACAACCUCUGGAGAUUAUCGUAAAUGAGAAAUGCACGAUCGUGUGGGAUCUAAGAGUAGUGGGGUGGGAAGUGAGCUACAAUGUGGAAUAUGUGUCGAAUGAUGAAACUAAUUACACCAUUAACAUACAAAAACCGAAAAAGAUGAUAGCAAUCGAUGAACCGGUUAUAAGCCAGAGUUUUAAGAUCAAGGAGCUUGGUAAAAUACUUCUCACCAUCGACAACCCGACUCCAAAGAAGAAAACACUACCAAUUCUAAGUUGAUGUGAAGUUAUAAUAGUUACUUUUGCGUAUUGUUUUAUGCUUAUUUUGCAUAUAAAUUAGCUACUGGAACAUAGAACAAAUUUGGCAUAUGUUUUGUUAAACAACUCAAUUAUUGGCAGUGGUAACUAAGUAUAGGCUCUUUAUGGAU
Messenger RNA from Helianthus annuus (common sunflower), 2420 nucleotides. Its product is annotated as patellin-3-like. The record is from RefSeq and is a predicted model, not a curated record. The coding region runs from base 1820 to 2272 and encodes 150 amino acids. The transcript is spliced from 5 exons. Gene Ontology annotation, molecular function: lipid binding. Lineage: Eukaryota; Viridiplantae; Streptophyta; Magnoliopsida; Asterales; Asteraceae.